Haliaeetus leucocephalus (bald eagle) is the source of this 2538-nucleotide messenger RNA. It is a transcript of the gene VSTM2A, whose product is annotated as V-set and transmembrane domain containing 2A. Bases 437 to 1159 code for a protein of 240 amino acids. The transcript has 5 exons. NCBI's taxonomy places the organism in Eukaryota, Metazoa, Chordata, Aves, Accipitriformes, Accipitridae. The record is from RefSeq and is a predicted model, not a curated record.
AAGCUGGAUCAGUGUGUAGGGAGGGCAGUCAUCACGCCAUCCUGAGCAGCAAGAGCUGACGCUGGACGAAGCUGCCAGGUAGCUGAAAAAAGGCACAGAAGGCAGCUGAUACCCACUUUUCAACGUGUUGGGUGGUUGGUUUUUUUUUUUUUUCAGUCUGAAUCUGGACUUCAAGCAACACAGCGCCUGAGACAGCUCAUCUGAACCACACUGUAUUGCAAUACUCGCUCUUCCCAAAGAAAAAGACUCCACUGAGUAGCAGAAUGCUGCCAGUGUCGCAGCUAGGGCUACAAUACAGAGCCUUUUUGUAACAUUUAAAAAUCUCUUUCUGUUCAUAUAUUUAGAGAUACAUACCUACACUCACAUAUCAAUUCUUCCUUUUUUGAGGGCACCUUUGGCUUUUGUUACCCUGAUGUGACUUCUUCUUCGUCUUGGAAUGAUGGGGAUCUUUCUAGCUUAUGUUGGAUUCAUUUUCUUUUCAGUUAUGUAUAUUCAACAAGGACUUUCCACCCAAGCAAAAUUCACUGAGUUUCCCCGAAAUGUCACGGCCACUGAAGGGCAGAACGUGGAGAUGUCUUGUGCUUUCCAAAGUGGCUCCGCUUCGGUGUACCUUGAAAUCCAGUGGUGGUUUCUGCGGGCGGCUGAGGACCAAGAGGCUGGAGCCGAGGUGACAGGCACUCAGGUGGAGCUCCUGCCCGAGCGGGACCUGGAUAACGACGGCACGAAGAUCAGCACAGUGAAAGUACAAGGGAAUGACAUCUCCCACAAGCUGCAGAUUUCAAAAGUGAGGAAAAAGGAUGAAGGCUUGUAUGAGUGCAGGGUGACCGAUGCCAACUAUGGAGACCUUCAGGAAUACAAGGCCCAGGCAUUUCUCAAAGUCAACGCUAACAGCCACUCUCGGCGAAUGCAAGCCUUUGAGGCAUCUCCAAUGUGGUUGCAAGACAUGAAACCUCGCAAAAACAUCUCAGCAGCUGUUCCAAGUAGCAUCCAUAACUCUGCCAAUCAGCGUGUGCGUGCCACCUCCAGCCCUGAAGCAGCAGCCAAAAUCCCCAAACAAAGUCCACAAUCAGCAAAGAGCAAAUCGCCUGUAAAAUCCACGGAGCGGACAGCAAAGUUGACCCUAACCUCCAACCACCACUCUGCACCCAAUGUACUCUAAAUCUCUACACAAGGAGCACCUUCUUCAGGAAGUACAAACAAAAAUACUAAAUAAAUAAAAUAAAUAAAUAUUAUAAAAAGAAGAGGAUACCACAUGUUUUCUUGAUAUAUCUUAUUUUCUUUGGCGUAUCACUGAUCUUUUAUUUGAAGAGAACUGGUGUGAUGUAAUCAAACGUUUUGUAACAGCAAGACCUAGUUUCCUUUUCUUUCGGCAAGGAGAAGCCUCAUCCUUGACUUCUCAGGGGUUGGCCUGCGAGUCAUCAGUAUUACAGAAUUAAUCAUGGAUGACAUUUGGUUUCCUACGCUGAAAGAACCGUUCCAGCCUGGAAGCAAACAGAGGCCAAAUAAUGAAACAAAAUAUAGUGAUUCCACAUUGACCCCAAUAAAACACGCCACAAACUUUAUUAAAAAGUUUGUGGGUUUUUGGUUUUGGGGUUUUUUUUUGCAUGAGGAAUAGGGAGGAGAAAAGAAAUUCUACAAAGCAACUAAGGACAUUAUUUCUGGAAAACAAAUGAGGAUACUUUUCUUUUGAGUUGUUUGGGGUUUUUUUAUUAUUCCCCUGUGGGGGGGGUUCCUGUCUUUUUUUGUUUGUUUCUUGUUCAAUGGUGGCAAUUACUGACUUAGGCCAACCCCUGAUGAUUGCGUGGAGGUUUAUAUAUAUAUAUAUACAUCUUUUUUUUGUGUGCGUUCUAUAUUUCAGUGUUUUCUCUAAUUUUGCAACUCCUGUAUAUGCAAAACCAAUUUAAAUUCUGUAAAUUGCUUACAGUCUGUGUGAUAUAACUUCAGAGUAGACAUACUUUGGUCCUCAUGCAAGCCAGUUUUUAAUAUUAUCUAUAUGUCGUGCCAUCAAUAGAAAUCUUUAUUUCCUUUUUUGAGAAAACAUCACUUUUUAGUUUGUAAUUCAGUACUGUGUGGAUUUUGUAAUACAUACCUUCACUUCCACUGGUUUGACCCCUUUCAGCCCUCUGUUUACUCUGUAAAUGCACAUUAAAAUUUGUUAUGGUCUCUAGACAAUGAAUUAUUUUAGUUUUGUGUAUGUUGUGUUGGAGUUCAGAUGCUGAAAGCUCUUUUAAUUUGUGAUGUUUAUAGAGGAUGAAGUGAUUUGAAUACUAGAGACUGUAAAAUGCAGGUUUGCAGUCAAGUACUGCAUGUAAAGGAAGGUUAGAAGGGGAAAACAGACAAAUAAAACAGAACAUGGCUUAAAGGAUAUUCUUCUGGAAAAGAGUUUUAGGAAAGUGAAUUUAUUACACUGAUAAACUAUAUUUGCAUCACAGCUCCUUUUACAUGGCCAAAGAUGCGUCUUUCUUUGCUUUUUCUGGAAGUGGACUGUCAUUACUCAUUGAUAUUCUUAAUUAAAAUACUUUAUGUCUGUGAACUGAA